CCCCUUGAAAUCAUUGGAUUCAGGUGUUCCAGUCCCCUUCAAAUCAUUGGAUUCAGGUGUUUCAAUCACCUCCAUGGCCACAGGUGUAUAAAAUCAAACACCUAGGCAUGGAGACUGCUUCUACAAACAUUUGUGAAAGAAUGGGUCGCUCUCAGGAGCUCAGUGGAUUUAAGCAUGGUACCGUGAUAGGUUGCCUCCUGUGCAAUAAGUGCAUACGUGAAAUUUCCUUGCUAAUAAAUAUUCCACAGUCAACUGUUAGUGGUAGUGUAACAAAGUGGAAACAACUGGGAACAACAACAACUCAGCCA
Molecule: messenger RNA, 308 nt
Organism: Staurois parvus
Lineage: Eukaryota; Metazoa; Chordata; Amphibia; Anura; Ranidae
Source: the annotation of a GenBank genome assembly